GAGCGGACUGACUGACUGACUGACCCAGAGAACGCAGUAUGGGGAAGGUUGCUUUCUUCUUAGUGUUUGUCUUCCUCUGCCUGGAAAUUCACUCAUUCAGCAUCGAAGAAAUAUCAAGACAUAUCAACAGCCACGCGGAGGAGUAUGUGGAGACACUUCGAGAGUGGGUAGCAGUGGAGAGCGAUUCCAGUGAUUUAUCAAAGCGCGACAAGGUGGAAGAAAUGAUGAAGAUAACAGCGAAGAAGCUACGCGAUAUGGGAGGUGAUGUGGAACUGCUGGACACUGGCGUGCAAACGCUGCCAAGUGGUCAGACUAUUCCUAUGCCUAGUUUAGUGACUGCAAAAUUUGGCAGUGAUGCAAGCAAGCCUACCGUGUGCGUUUACGGACAUGUUGAUGUGCAGCCAGCCCUGAAAGAGGACGGGUGGAGCACAGAUCCUUAUAACCUGACGGAGAUUGACGGUAAACUUUAUGGAAGGGGGGCCUCUGACAACAAAGCUCCUGUUCUUGCUUGGCUACAUGCGGUUGAAGCGUACUUGGCCGUUCACAAGGAGCUUCCGGUGAAUGUAAAAUAUUUUAUUGAAGGAAUGGAGGAAGUUGGAUCCCCUGGCUUGGAUGAAAUGGUUGAAAAACUAAAGGACAGCUUUUUCGGUGAUGUUGACUACAUCAUCGUCUCGGACUGUGGGUGGCUUAGUACCAAGCCGGCUGUCACCUAUGGAACCAGAGGAAACUGCUAUUUCCUUGCAGAGGUAAAGGGUCCAAAGCUAGAUCUGCAUUCUGGUGUCUACGGAGGAACAGUUAUUGAACCCAUGACUGACCUGAUUGGGCUGCUAGACACCCUCAUUGAUGCAAGAGGCCGCAUUCUGAUUCCUGGCAUUAAUGAAGCAGUGGCACCACUCACUGAGGAGGAAAGGAAGAUGUAUGAGGAAACCGAGUUUGACCUCCAGAAGUACAAAAAUAACACAGGCGUUGAACGCCUUAUGUAUGACACUAAGGUUGAUAUUCUUUCCCAUCGCUGGCGAUACCCCACCCUAAGUAUCCAUGGAAUAGAAGGCGCAUUUUCUGCUUCUGGCACCAAGACUGUUAUACCAGCAAAAGUGGUUGCAAAAUUUUCAAUUCGUCAGGUGCCUAAUAUGGAUCCAAAAAUAGUGGAGACACAGGUGACUGACUAUUUGAAUUCUAUGUUUGCUCUGCGGAAGAGCCCAAACACACUCAAAAUCAGCAUGGUGAUUGGAGCCAAGCCGUGGCUUGCUGAUGUCAAGGAUCCAAUCUACGUGGCCGCAGAAAGAGCCAUUCAGAGGGUGUUUGGCUUAAAACCUGACCGAAUCCGUGAAGGUGGUUCUAUCCCAGUGGCAAGGACCCUCCAGGAUGUCACAGGCAAGAAAAUCAUAAUGCUCCCAAUUGGAGGAUAUGACGAUGGCCUUCACUCACAAAAUGAAAAGAUGAACCGAUACAACUACAUUGAGGGCACAAAGUUGUUUGCCGCCUACCUACAAGAGGUUUCCCAGCUUAAAAGAUGAUCAGCCUUUGAUGUGGAAUGGUAUGAUCUGGAUUUACCGAGAAGGCGGCUUUACUUGUCAUCUUUAAAGAGCAAACUGGAAAAUUAUCACCCUUCUGCAUAGAACGACAAAGAAUAAAUACGAAGACAGGAGUUGAUGGGGGCACUCAUUAAUGACCGCUGUGUCUAGCGAGUAAUGAAAUGCAUUCUUAACAAUGCAAAAUACAAUCAGUUAAAUUAUACUUGCUGUAUCUAUGACAAGAUGGCAGUUUCUUGAUCCUUAAUAGUCUACAGCUACAAACAGCAAUAAUAAUAAAACAUCCGUACUUCAUAGUU
This is a messenger RNA of Polypterus senegalus (gray bichir), 1831 nucleotides long. RefSeq lists its product as uncharacterized. Gene Ontology annotation, molecular function: dipeptidase activity. Bases 39 to 1517 code for a protein of 492 amino acids. Gene Ontology annotation, biological process: proteolysis. The transcript is spliced from 12 exons. The record is from RefSeq and is a predicted model, not a curated record. NCBI's taxonomy places the organism in Eukaryota, Metazoa, Chordata, Cladistia, Polypteriformes, Polypteridae. Gene Ontology annotation, cellular component: cytosol.